AUGACACACCCAAAGCCAACUGACGCUGAAAUGACUGAAGCGAUAGUAAAAUGGCAAAAGGUUAUGGUGGACCUCCCUAAAGAUACCCAGAUAGGCACCCCUGGAACUCAAUGCGAAAUUAAGAACAUAUUCAUACGCGAUGUGGCCGACGGAGCGUUAUUCAAAGCGAUGGCUAGAACGGCAAAAGGGGGGGCCGAGGAAGCCAUAUUCACAGUGGUCGGCGUUAUCACCGAUAAAUCCUUACCACCGGUCAGUUGGGAUAACGCAAAACAUGCUGCCAGCGGCACGUUGACACAAAGCGUCACUAUAGCAGGAUAUGACACAGACGCGUUCACUAAGGCCAUAGGUUUAGCUCGCAAGGUGCAAGAACUCUUUCACGACAAAGUGGACGACGCACCUAUAGUAUCUUUCACUGGGUUGGCAAAUUCUGAAGAAUACGGACUUACGCUGACGGCCGAUACCCGAUAUUUCACGCGUUCGACGAAGAACAUUCCCGAAGACGCUCGGGUCCGUCCAGAACAUCAUGUCGACCCCCGCGGUAUAUUGGCAGAACGGGAGAGCGACAAACUGGCUAUUUGCGCUGACAAUAUUGUGGCGUACCUGCAGUUAAACGAUCAGGAGGUUGUUCUCAGAGAUCCCACCGCCUUCAAAUUUAAGGACGUUGUGGAAGUAGGCUUCACUCUCCACACAUAUCGAACAUUUUCGCCCGACCUAGGUCCUCGCUACAAAUGCAAGGUGGUACUGAGGAGCUUGAUCCACCUAGAUGCGAUGUUUUCGAAGCGCAUUGCCGCCGCUAAACGCUUGGAAUUAAAGCGGAGAAUCGACGAGGAGACCAAUAAAUCUGCGGAGGAUAAGCGAUGGAAGAGAAUGCGAAAGAACGCCAACCCAAUAGCUAUGCGCUUCGCUGGGAAAGGGAAAGCAAAGGCGAUAGAAUUCGACAGCGAGACGGAUGAGGAGCAGAGUGUGACGAGAAUGGAAGAACUGAGAGUUCAAUAG
Molecule: messenger RNA, 996 nt
Organism: Mycena indigotica
Lineage: Eukaryota; Fungi; Basidiomycota; Agaricomycetes; Agaricales; Mycenaceae
Exons: 6
Coding region: 1-996 (331 amino acids)
Source: RefSeq, a predicted model, not a curated record